This is a messenger RNA of Leptosia nina, 1065 nucleotides long. The record is from the annotation of a GenBank genome assembly. NCBI's taxonomy places the organism in Eukaryota, Metazoa, Arthropoda, Insecta, Lepidoptera, Pieridae.
AUGGAUAUAGUUAAUGACAUAUUAGAAAGGGAGCAAAAGAAAGCUGAAAAAUAUAAACCUAUUGUAGUUGAAAAACAUUUAGAGCUCGAAUUUGAUGUCGGCACAUUGCUUACUUCUGAUACUAACGAUCUCGAUUCUAAACUUAUCAAGUCCGAUCAAGAAAGGGACAUAUACUUACAAUCUUUAGCUCGUGAUAAUACACAGCUAUUGCUAAACAAAAUAUGGGAGCUUCCAACAGAGAGAAUAGAUGAAGCAAUUGUAGUAAGACUUCCACAACCAACAACAGUCUUGCCUCGGGCUAAACCAGUGCCGAAGCCCAAGCCACUUACGAAAUGGCAAGAAUUUGCUAAAGCUAAGGGUAUAACUAAGACAAAGAAGUCAAAAUUGGAAUGGGAUGAGCAGUUACAGAAAUGGGUUCCACUAUAUGGAUUUAGAAAAGCAGCAGCAGAAAAGGAAAAGAAUUGGUUGAUACCAGUGCCACAGAACUUAGACCCUAUGACAGACAUGUACGAAAAGAAAGCGACAGAAAAGUCAGAGAAAGUGGCUAAGAAUGAACUGCAAAGGUUGAAAAACAUUGCUAGAGCAAGGAAAGUAAAAAUACCUAGAGUGGGGCUGCCUAUCACAUCUGAUAAAGCAUCAUCAACGCAGUUGGCCACAGCAACAAGUGUAGCAAAAGCCUCAACGGCAUCAUUGGGCAAAUUCCAAGAUAAACUUCCUAAGGAAAAGGAAGCAAGAGGUAAAGGAGUUCAUGAGCUUAUUCCUGGAAAGGAAAGAAAACGUAAGCUACCAGUCCCCACACCGGCUGCUGAAAAGGAACAAAACUUAAGUAUGAUAGAUAGAAUUCUAAGGAAACGACCCAAGAUUGAUAUGGAGAAAGCAGUAUCUAAACAUAUUAAUGAAGAACAAUUACAACGUUCUGAAGAGAAAAAGAGCAUGAAACCAAUGAAAGGAAGGGGAAAGCCCAAAGGCAAGGGCAACGCAACUAACUUCUCUGCCAAGAAGCCAAAGGGAGGCAAGGGUCAAAGAAAUCCCAGCAAAAAGAACCCGGGCAGAAAACGGAGGUGA